UGGGCGUUAAAACCCAAUCCCGAACCAAGCCGAUCGCACAGUUUAGUCCGAGACGUAGACGCGUGCGCACCGCCGUUGUUCCUGGUUUAUGUCGGCUAACGAAAUGGCGUUUGUGAAAAUUUGCAUAUUUGCUUUGGCUCUGGCCGUGGGUUUGACCGCCACCUUUGCCCAGGAGCAGCGCGGAGGCUUCCGCGGCAGCAACAGCCAGUUCCGCGUGGGUCCCGGCCAUCCGCCCUCCCAGCGGCACCUGCCGCCCCGGAACCGCGAUCCCGUCCAGGAGGCCUCCGUGGUGCCCAAGAGCAAGCAGUCCGAUAAGGAGAAGGAGUACGAGCCCACCGAGGAGUGCCCCGAGCCCAAUGGCUUCUAUCCGGACAGCAAACAGUGCGACAAGUACUACGCCUGCCUGGACGGUGUGCCCACAGAGCGGCUCUGCGCCGAUGGCAUGGUCUUCAACGACUACUCGCCCAUCGAGGAGAAGUGCGACCUGCCCUACAACAUUGACUGCAUGAAGCGGAGCAAGCUGCAAACGCCGCAACCUUCGCUCCACUGUCCCCGGAAGAACGGCUACUUUGGCCACGAGAAGCCCGGCAUCUGCGACAAGUUCUACUUCUGCGUGGACGGCCAGUUCAACAUGAUCACCUGCCCGGCGGGCCUGGUCUUCAAUCCCAAGACUGGCAUCUGCGGCUGGCCUGACCAGGUGGGUGUCACCGGCUGCAAGUCGGAGGACGUCUUCGACUUCGAGUGCCCCAAGGUCAACGAGAGCAUCGCGGUGACCCAUCCGCGCUACGCCGAUCCCAACGACUGCCAGUUCUUCUACGUCUGCGUCAACGGAGAUCUCCCCAGGCGCAAUGGCUGCAAGCUGGGACAGGCCUUCGACGAGGAGAAGGAGACAUGCGACUGGGCACGCAAGGUUCCCGACUGUGCCGACUGGUACAAGGACCGCCUGACUGACAAGGAGCUGGACGAGCUGGAGAACCCGAAGCCCAAGACGACGACCACCAAGAGGCCACCCCGCAUCCGUGGCCAGCUGCGACGCAAGCCGCAGCCGAAGAAGGUGGAGCCGGAGGAGGAGGAGGAGGAGGCCUGAUCCCCGACUGCCUUAGUCUUAAGUGAAUCCCCGCUGAUUGUCACCAUUAAAGGCGUGCCGGAGGUCUAA
Molecule: messenger RNA, 1156 nt
Organism: Drosophila biarmipes
Lineage: Eukaryota; Metazoa; Arthropoda; Insecta; Diptera; Drosophilidae
Product: protein obstructor-E
Exons: 6
Coding region: 89-1087 (332 amino acids)
Cellular component (GO): extracellular region
Molecular function (GO): chitin binding
Source: RefSeq, a predicted model, not a curated record